This is a messenger RNA of Anoplophora glabripennis (Asian longhorned beetle), 1130 nucleotides long. Its product is annotated as retinol-binding protein pinta-like. Gene Ontology annotation, cellular component: membrane. The record is from RefSeq and is a predicted model, not a curated record. Gene Ontology annotation, molecular function: phosphatidylinositol bisphosphate binding. The transcript has a single exon. Bases 107 to 958 code for a protein of 283 amino acids. Lineage: Eukaryota; Metazoa; Arthropoda; Insecta; Coleoptera; Cerambycidae.
CCUUUGAUAUUUGUUUCUUUUUUUGUUUUAUUGUAACACUGAUAACGUGUGGUGCCACUACUAACGCUCAGUCGCGCGAUAUGCUCGAAACGAGUAUGUACCUACAAUGUUCGACAAGUACGUGUUCACUUUAUCUGACAUCGAUAAAGAAUACAUUGCAAAACAUUUGAAUGAAACGGAUGAGGUUAGACAGGCGGCUUUGGAGGAAACAAAGAAAUGGCUAACGGAUGUAAGGCCCGAUUUACACGCCCGACUAAACGACAAACACCUUUUACCCUUCCUGCGCGUUUGCAAAUUCAACUUGGAACGAACCAAAGAGAAACUGACAAAUUAUUACACCAUGAGGAGAGACAGAACGGAGUGGUUCCAAAACAGAGACCCGCUCUUACCAGAGAUACAAGAACUGGUAAAACUAGGCGUUCUUAUACCCUUAAAGGAAACAUUCGAGGGCAAACUGGUUGUUAUAAUUCGUACAGCUGCCCACGACCCGUGGAAGCAUAAACAAAACGACGUCUUCAAGACGGGCAAGAUGUUGCUAGACAUAGCGGCCUUGGAGGAAGAAAAAGCCCAAAUCUAUGGCGUCACCGCCAUCUUCGACAUGGCCGGCGUGGGAUUAGCGCACGCGAGACAACUCACGCCCUCUAUGAUCAAGCAAGCCGUGUUCGCUUGGCAGAACUAUCACUGCAGGCCCAAACAACUUGAAUUCGUGAACGCACCGCUUUAUAUCAACAUUGUGCUGAAAGUGUUCAAAAGUUUUCUUUCGGCCAAGUUAAGGGAAAGGGUAAGAGUGCAUUUCGGAAGCAUUGAGUCCCUCCAUCAGGUGGUGGACCAGAAAAUUCUGCCUCCGGAGUAUGGGGGACAGGGUGAAAGUAUGGAAAGUCUGGUGGUGUAUUGGAAUGAGAAAUUGGUGGAUUAUAAGCAGUGGUUCGCUAACGACGAGCAGUACAAAGCAGAUUGAAUUGUUUUAUUUUUUGUAUUUGGAAUUUAAUAAUUAACUUUGUAUGUUUCACAGUACGUGUUACAUUAUAAUAUGCUGUAUCCUUAUGUACCAACCACAUAAGUUAAAAUUAUUGAUUAUUAGCAAUAUAUUAUCUAUUUGUAUAUUUAUUAAAAAUUAAUAAACUUUGAUG